This is a messenger RNA of Elaeis guineensis (African oil palm), 1539 nucleotides long. RefSeq names its product wall-associated receptor kinase 2-like. NCBI's taxonomy places the organism in Eukaryota, Viridiplantae, Streptophyta, Magnoliopsida, Arecales, Arecaceae. Gene Ontology annotation, biological process: protein phosphorylation; cell surface receptor signaling pathway. Gene Ontology annotation, cellular component: plasma membrane. Gene Ontology annotation, molecular function: ATP binding; protein serine/threonine kinase activity; polysaccharide binding. The record is from RefSeq and is a predicted model, not a curated record.
UCCGGCAAAGGCUGCUGCCAGACCUCCAUCCCCAAGGGAAUCAACUACUAUGAUGUGGGCUUCGAUGACGAGUUCAACAACUCCUGGGUGUGGGAAUUCAAUCCCUGCAGCUACGCCGUUCUGGCCGAUGCCGACUGGUUCAAGUUCAGCACGGCUUACAUUACUACCCGGGAGCUCAAUGAGACGAAUGGGGGGCGGGCGCCCAUGGUGCUGGACUGGGCCAUCGGCAACCAGACGUGCGAGGUCGCGCAGCGUAACACAACCUCCUAUGCGUGCUUCAGCAAGCACAGUGACUGUUUUAACUCCACCAAUGGCCCAGGAUAUCUUUGCAGCUGCUCCAGUGGGUACCAAGGCAACCCCUAUCUUCCCAACGGAUGCGAAGAUAUUAAUGAAUGCGAUCUCAAAGAGGAAUAUCCAUGCAAUGGGAUUUGCACCAACACAGACGGGGGAUAUAAUUGUACAUGCCCAACAGGCACGAAGGGCGACCCGAAAAAUGGAACCUGCAAUUCCGACCACAGCAAUCUUUCCACGUCAGUGAAAUUGGUUAUAGGCAUCGUCACCACCACCAGCUUUGCCCUUCUACUCUUACUAUGCAUUGUCGUUUACAUGGUACAUGAAAGAAGAAAACUUACGAGAAUAAAAGAGGAAUACUUUCGGCGACAUGGAGGGCGGUUGUUGCUUGAAGAGAUAAAGUCGAAGCAAGGUCUUGCAUUUAAGGUAUUCACGAAAGAAGAGCUAAAGCAGGCAACAAACAACUUUGACAAGAGCCGAAUUCUUGGAGGUGGAGGCCAUGGAACUGUUUACAAGGGAAUAUGUUGUCUGGAGGUGGAAGUCCCGAUGUUGGUUUAUGAAUUUGUCUCCAAUGGAACCUUAUUCGAAUUAAUCCAUGACAGGAAUAGGACCUCCCACAUUUCAUUGGAUACCCGUUUGGAGAUUGCUUUACAUUCCGCAGAAGCCCUGGCAUAUCUACAUUCAUCAGCUUCCCCUCCAAUCCUUCAUGGAGAUGUCAAGUCUUCGAACAUACUUUUAGAUGACAACUACAAUGUUAAGGUGUCGGAUUUUGGAGCUUCCAUGUUCGUGCCAAAGGAUGAAACUCAGUUUGCUACACUAGUUCAAGGGACUUGUGGUUACUUGGAUCCCGAAUACCUACAAACGUGCCAAUUAACCGAUAAAAGUGAUGUUUAUAGUUUCGGUGUGGUUCUUCUGGAGCUCCUUACUGGAAAAAAGGCAAUUUAUUUUGAAGGAUUUGAUGAAGAAAGAAGUCUCUCAUCAUAUUUUUUAUCUGCCAUGAAGGAGAAUCGGCUUCUACAGCUUUUGGACAAUCAAAUUAUUAAUGAGGAGGAUAUAGAGUUGAUACAAGAUGUUGCUGAGCUAGUAAGGCGAUGCCUCAAUGUUAGAGGUGAAGAUAGGCCUGCAAUGAAGGAAGUGGCUGAUGAGCUAGAUCGGUUAAGAAAAUGCAAACAACAUCCAUUUUUACAGCAUAAUCCUGAAGAGAUUGAGAGUUCACUUGGUAAGUCAUCAAGCUACAAUGAAAAAUGA